CGAAACUCGAACCUCUUCCUCUCUUUCCACAUCUUUAGAUCUUGCUACUAUUCAUACUUCACCUUGCUGGUAUAAGUCAAGUCAAGACCUCAAUCAUCCCAGCUGCAUUUAUUCAGUCCUGCUUGACGUGUUUGGUCCAAUAACAGGGCGUCUCUUGGCGGAUCCCCUCAUCUCCUCGCCCAUCAUGAUGCACCCAUCGCGACAGGCGUACGUGGAGGAGGCGCAGGACACGGACAUGGGUAUUGACUUGGCGAAUAUACCCGUGGACCGAAACUAUGACCUCCCCUCGGGGGCGGCGGGUAUUCCGGCGGAAAGAGCCUCUGCUAUCAUAUCCCAGUUCGAGCGCAAGAGGAGGGCCGCAGCAAUGGCAGUACCUACUGAUGACACCCGAGUGCGCGCACGACUGCGAGAGUUAGGCGAGCCAAUCACACUAUUUGGUGAAGGUCCCGCGGAUCGCAGAGACCGCUUGCGCGAGCUGUUGACCGACCUUGCGGAACGACAGGAGGCAGCUGAGGGCGAUGUGGAAAUGCGCGAGGGAACAACUGAACUCGGUGAGGAGGAUGAGGAGGAUGCUGAGCAACAGGAGGAGUUUUACACCGAGGGUUCCGAAGAGCUCCUCAAGGCGCGGAAAGAGAUCGCGCGGUUCUCUCUUCCGCGCGCGAAGGCCCGUGUCGCCCGGCUGCGUGAAGAGUCAACCAUUCCCCUACGAACCCAUAUCAAACAUCGCAAAGCAAUCAAGGAGAAAUUGCAUCAGUUUGACCUCUAUGGUUCUCAGAUUGCGGGCGAUCGGCCCGUCAGCAUUUGUCGCUUUUCGCCUGAUGGGCAGAUGAUUGCCACCGGUAAUUGGGGAGGAGGUAUCAAAUUGCUCACAGUACCCAACCUGGAAGAACGAUGGUCCGUCAAGGGACAUGCAGAUCGGGUGGGUGGAUUGUCGUGGUUUCCUGGUGCAACGUCUACCGCGUCGGAAUCGACAGUGAACCUGGUCUCGGGUGGUGGUGAUGGUAACGUGUCUUUGUGGUCACUGGACAAGCAGCAGCCACUGGCGACCCUAUCCGGUCACAGUGGUCGCGUCUGCCGGACAGAGUUUCAUCCAUCGGGCCGGUAUGUCGCUUCCGCCUCCUACGAUACUACUUGGCGAUUGUGGGACGUGGAGACGACCACAGAGUUGUUAUUGCAAGAAGGCCAUUCGCGUGAAGUAUACGCAGUGGCCUUCAACAACGAUGGCUCGCUCCUGGCGAGCGGAGGGUUGGAUAGCAUUGGCCGGAUCUGGGAUCUACGAACCGGCAGGACUGUGAUGAUUCUGGAAGGACACAUCCGGGAAAUCUACGGUCUCGACUGGGGGGUCGAUGGCUACCGGGUGCUGUCCGGAUCUGGAGAUGGAUGGGUCAAGUGCUGGGAUUUGCGGCAAGUGCGCAAUACUGGAGGAAUCGGUGCUCACAAGAGCGUCGUGUCUGACUUGCGAUGGUACAAGGGUGCCGAAGCCACGUCCAUUCUACCUUCGGAAGGCCGUAUGGAGGUGGACGGCGAGACCACGGCCCCUGUACAGCCGAAGAAGUCGGGGACAUUCUUUGUGAGUAGCGGCUUCGAUAAGAACGUCAACAUCUUCAGCGCAGACGACUGGUCAUUGGUGAAGAGUCUCAGUGGACAUUCGGGCAACGUGCUCAGCACAGAUAUCAGUGCGGAUGCGCAGUGGAUUGCCAGCUGUGGCCACGACCGGACGGUGAAGCUCUGGGGGAUUGAAUGAGCCUGCUUGUAUGUACUAGAUAUGACCACAUAACCUCUAAUUACGACAGCGAUGUAUGAUGGCAAUAGAAAGAGUACUACUGUUGGU
Aspergillus saccharolyticus JOP 1030-1 is the source of this 1831-nucleotide messenger RNA. RefSeq names its product putative pre-mRNA splicing factor. The transcript is spliced from 3 exons. Lineage: Eukaryota; Fungi; Ascomycota; Eurotiomycetes; Eurotiales; Aspergillaceae. Gene Ontology annotation, cellular component: U4/U6 x U5 tri-snRNP complex. Gene Ontology annotation, molecular function: protein binding; U6 snRNA binding; U4 snRNA binding. The record is from RefSeq and is a predicted model, not a curated record. Bases 185 to 1744 code for a protein of 519 amino acids. Gene Ontology annotation, biological process: mRNA splicing, via spliceosome.